This is a messenger RNA of Suncus etruscus (white-toothed pygmy shrew), 1752 nucleotides long. RefSeq names its product trehalase (gene TREH). The transcript is spliced from 15 exons. The record is from RefSeq and is a predicted model, not a curated record. The coding region runs from base 1 to 1752 and encodes 583 amino acids. Gene Ontology annotation, molecular function: alpha,alpha-trehalase activity. Gene Ontology annotation, biological process: trehalose catabolic process. NCBI's taxonomy places the organism in Eukaryota, Metazoa, Chordata, Mammalia, Eulipotyphla, Soricidae.
AUGCCCGCGAACAUUGUGGUGCUGCCUUUGUUGCUUCUGUUGGAGCUGGACUUAGGGUCCUCACAGGUUCUGCCCCCGCCCUGUGACAGCGAGAUUUACUGUUAUGGGCCCCUGCUACAUGCAGUUCAGAUGGCCAAGCUCUACAAGGACGACAAGGAGUUUGUAGACAUGGGCAUGUCCCUACCUCCAGAGAACAUCCUGAAGAAUUUUAAAGAUCUGUCCCAAGCCCACAAUAAUAAUAUCCCCCGGGAUAAGCUGGAGGCUUUUGUCAAUGCCAGCUUCCGGGCCAAGGGACAAGAGCUGGAAGUCUGGACCCCUGAGGACUGGAAAGAGAGCCCCCAGGUUCUGAAGAACAUCUCAGACCCCCAGCUUCGUACCUGGGCAGAGCGGCUGCACCAGCUAUGGAAGAAGCUGGGGAGGAAGGUGAAAGCGGAAGUUAUCAGCCAGCCCCAACUGUAUUCUCUCAUCCCGUCCACACAUCCCUUCAUCGUGCCUGGCGGGCGCUUCCUUGAGUUCUAUUACUGGGACUCCUACUGGAUCAUGGAGGGUUUGCUGCUGUCUGAAAUGCCACAGACCGUUAAGGGCAUGCUGCAGAACUUUCUGGAUCUAGUGCAACUCCUGGGCCACAUCCCCAAUGGUGCACGUGUGUACUACAAGCAACGCAGCCAGCCCCCACUGUUGACCCUCAUGAUGAACAGCUACUUCAGCUACACGAAGGAUCUCCCCUUUCUAAGGGACAAUAUUGAAAAGCUCGCUAUGGAACUGAAUUUCUGGGCCAACAACAGGAACAUCUCUGUGAGUGCAGGCAACAAGAACUACACACUCAAUCACUACUUUGUGCCCUAUGGGCAGCCCAGGCCUGAGUCCUACAGCAAAGACUUCGAGCUGGCUACCACCUUGCAGGAAGGUGAACGAGAGACUCUAUACACUGAACUCAAGGCCGGCGCUGAGUCUGGCUGGGACUUUUCUUCCCGCUGGUUUAAUGGAACCUCAAAGCCCAACUCGCUGAUCAGUAUCCGGACCAGCCGACUGGUGCCCGUGGAUCUUAAUGCUUUCCUGUGCCAGGCAGAGGCACUGAUGAGCCAGUUCUAUACCAUCUUGGGGAACAGCCAGCAAGCCCGGAAGUACCAGGACCUACGUGCACAGCGCAUGGAGGCCAUGCAGGCCCUUAUGUGGGACCAGCAAAAAGGGGCCUGGUUCGACUACGACCUGGAUAAGAAACAGAAGAACCCAGAGUUUUACCCCACCAACUUGGCACCACUCUGGGCUGGCUGCUUCCAAGACUUGAAGGUCGUGGACCAGGCUCUGAAAUACUUGGAGGAUAGCCAGAUCCUGACCUACAGGUCCGGAAUUCCCACCUCCCUCCGGAACUCAGGCGAGCAGUGGGACCUGCCCAACGCCUGGGCCCCCUUGCAGGACCUGGUCAUCAGAGGUCUGGCCAAGUCUCCUACACCGAGGACCCAGGAUGUGGCUUUCCAGCUGGCCCAGAACUGGAUCCGAACCAACUAUGACGUCUACUCCCGGACAUCAGCCAUGUAUGAGAAGUAUAACAUCUUGAACGGUGGACAGCCAGGUGGCGGAGGGGAAUAUGAAGUUCAGGAGGGCUUUGGCUGGACCAAUGGCGUGGCCCUGAUGCUCCUGGACCAGUACGGAGACAGGCUGAGGUCCAGAGCUCAGGCACUGCCCUCGCAGCCACUCUGCCUGGCAGCUGUCCUGCUAUCCACAUCCCUGCUCAGCUUCCUGCCCUGGUGA